AGUCAUUCGUUCGGAUACACUGUGCAAAAAGGAUGGUUCACUCAUUGCUAUAGCAAAAUGUAUCUCUUGCAGAAUUUAAUUUAUUUUUUGCUUGGGUCAAUCAAUCCAAGCCGAGGACCAAGAAUUACCAUUAAGCAGGGUACCCUGGUAGGUACUGUAAUGGAGUCCCAGAAUGGAAGCAAGUUUUAUUCUUUUCAAGGGAUACCAUACGCGGCCGCACCAGUAGGAAAACUUCGAUUUCAGAACCCUACAAAACCUCCAAGGUGGACCGGAGAUUUCAUGGCGGUAAAAGAAGGCAAUGAGUGCAUUCAAAAAAAUGUCGUUUUCCCUUGGAUUACAGGCGCAGAAGAUUGUUUGUAUCUAAAUGUUUACACACCAAGUGUGCACGAAAAUAAUAAUCUUCCAGUGAUGGUAUGGAUACACGGAGGAGGUUUUUCGCAAGGUUCAGGAGGCGCAUUUUUAUACGGCCCACAAUUUCUUUUAAACCAUCAAGUUGUUCUUGUUACUUUUAACUACCGACUGGGCAUGUUGGGUUUUCUCAAUAUGGGAACCCCAGAGAUAUCUGGAAAUUACGGUUUGAAAGACCAAGUCGCCGUCUUGAAAUGGGUGCAAGAAAAUAUUAGGUAUUUUGGAGGAAAUCCAAAGUUGGUCACAAUUUUUGGCGAAAGCGCGGGAGCUGCUAGUGUUCAUUACUUGCUAGUGUCACCCCUUGCUAAAGGCUUGUUUAGCAAAGCAAUUGUUCAAAGUGGAUCAGCAUUCAAUGAUUGGGCGAAUCUGAAACAACCUCGGAGAGUCUCCUUGCGAGCAGUAAGAAACGUUGGCUGUAAAAGCAAAAUCGAGAUUGAAAAUAUCAAUUGUCUCCGGGAAACUGACGCCACCAAAUUUGUGCGCGAAGGAGUUGCGCUGGAAAAACUCGAAAGAAGGAUCGCUGGAUUUGCUCCAAGUAAAGAACACAAAAACGCCGAGAUUCCGUUCCUGAAUAAAGACCCAGAGCAACUGCCUGUGGCGGACGUACCAAUUAUGGCGGGCAUGACAACUCACGAGGGGAUGGUCCUGUUUUGGAACAAACGACCUCUGCGAAUAAAAGACGAGAUGGGCAAAAACAAGGACUACUACAUGCCGAAAAAGCUUAAACUUGUAAAAGACUCUGUGGAGUUUUACCAAGUUUGGACUGAAGUAAUGAAAUUCUAUAAAAACUUGAGCAGAGAUUAUUUUGAACGAUAUAUAAUGCUUGCUUCAGACGUCCACUUUGGAAUUGGAGUGGACCAAAUGAUAACGAGUUUAGUUACGAAUGAACGGAAGAGCCCACUUUACUUGUAUCAGUUUUCUUAUGAUGGUUCACGGGGAAUAAAUAAAUUGUUGACAAGGAUUAAAAGACCUGGUGCGUGUCACGGCGAUGAGUUGGGCUAUUUGUUCAACCACAAAGUUUUGAAUAUCUUUAAACCUAUCAGUAAACAAGACCUUCGAACGAUUAACAUUAUGACAACAAUGUGGACCAACUUUGCAAAAAUAGGGAAUCCUACGCCUACAAAUAACCUUAAAGCUCAAUGGCUACCACUGCAAGUUGGAGCACCAACGCAAAUUUUGGAAAUUGGCAAAGAAUUGAUAAUGCGCAACCAAAGUUUUGACGCAAGAAGGAUGCAAUUUUGGUCUUGGCUUAUGAAGAAAAUUCCAUAAAUUAAGAACGCCGCCUCUAAUUUGAAAAAAAAAUAUUUAUUAAUGUACAUACCUAUUUAUGUCAAGUACAAAAGCAACAAAACAUUAAUUAUCAUAUAUUUGAAAUUUUUUAAUAUAAUUCAAAGAAACAAACAGCUUUACCAGUGUUGGUUAUGAUCUGAGAGACCUGUUUCGUGAGCAAACGCGGUGCUCGCAGAUUUACUAAAAGAUUGUAUUAUUUAGCAAGCAACACAUUUGCUCAUGAAAUUUUAUAGGUUCCUAGACCGUGACCCAGCACACUGCGAGAGAAGAUUACUUUAUUUUUCUUCAUAAAAAGCGAUUUUCAAUGAGGAGAGCCCCUCCACAAACGUCUCCUAGAAAGCAAUCUUUUUCACUCGAGCCAAACGUUGGAUUAAUUUCCAUUUUUGGAUGUAGCAGGAAAGUGAUUUGAAUUGUAAAAAAUGCCCUGCUCGAUUAUGUUGCAUGUUUUAUUAUUUUCAACACCAAGUUUCAUCAUUCAAACACUUUCCUUGAAACCACCGACACAAUAGCACACUCCUAUCAGACAUAUUUCUGGCUAAUUCCUCGCCAAUUCCCAGCCUUGCGUCUUCCUGGGUCUAGUAAAAGGAGGAAAAUUGUUAAGUUAAUUUCAAUCUCAAUCAAAUCUUUUCUUCUUGCCAUUUUGGGUGGAAAAAUUCUCCUCGCUUUAAACUUGUUCAGAUGUUCUCUGUAAGCCAUUUUUACGUCCAAAGCAAAAUCCUGACUCAUGCAAGUGGAACAAAGUUGACAAUCAUAGCUGCUGCAGUUUGUACAUUGUAAACAUAUUUCAGGGAAAACCAUAAUAUUUCUGUCUGCAACAAUCAUAUCUUUCAAAUCCUGCCGCCUAUAUUUUGAAGAAAUUUUAAAAAUUCAAAUUAUGAUCAAAUUAAACGCACUUAUGAAACGGAGGGUGUAAAUAAGUGGAGAUGCCGACCAGAGAAAAAAGUGUCUGCAGCACUUGUUCAUAAAUAAUUGCAUUUUGUUUGUACUUCAUCGAGGAAAGAUUCGGAGACAUGUUUGCCUUUAAAUAUCUUCAUUAUUUGGAUAAGAUUGAAUUGAUUUAUUUUACCUCGAGGGCGUGCAGAUUGAAAUUGUCAUCAAGGAAGAAAUCAAAACGAAUAAGCUCAAAAAAGUUUCGGUAGUUUCUGUACUUUGAUAAUUCAAAAAUCAUAUAUUUUUCACGUGCCAUGUAUGAUGAUACUAUAGCUUUGUCAACUUGCUCCCAAACAGCUCUAGGAUCUGCACCUAAAUUUCGUGACAAAUAUUAAAAAUGAAAACUUAAUUUUCUACAUAUUUAUAUUUCAAAAUUAAAUAUUUUAACUCCUACAAUUUCUUUAUUAAUAGCAAAAAUUUUCCAAAAAUAAAUACAAGCAAUGAAAACUAUUUUGGAAAUAAAAGGAAAUUAACGUACCAACUGAUUCUAUAGUGGCUUCAAAAGAUUCUUGAAUUGAGAAGGAAAGUUUCAAAUAUUUCUUCAUUUCAACUGAUUCCCAGUAUUGCAAACAGUCAUCAGAAAUAACAUAUUGAGACAAAUUAUUUGCAUCCAACGGGUAGUAUGGAUAUCUUGAGUACCUGUUGCGAAUUUUGAAGGACAUAAAUUAUUUACUCCUUAUUAUAAAAAGGUGUUUAACUACCGUAUAAUCAUGUCUCCUUGGAUUCGGUAUAAUCUUAAUGGGUAAAUUGAUGUGACCACAACAAAAAUUCCAAAUUCAAAUUUCCUUCCAUCAAUAAGUAAUGGGUUGGGAAUAAAUUCUUGGACAAAAGAUUCACUUGACUCCAGAUUGAUCUUAUUAGACGGCACCAAUUUUAUGGAUCGAUGCCGAUUGUCUUUUACGAGAA
Neocloeon triangulifer is the source of this 3534-nucleotide messenger RNA. RefSeq names its product esterase FE4-like. Bases 58 to 1677 code for a protein of 539 amino acids. Gene Ontology annotation, molecular function: hydrolase activity. Lineage: Eukaryota; Metazoa; Arthropoda; Insecta; Ephemeroptera; Baetidae. The transcript has 9 exons. The record is from RefSeq and is a predicted model, not a curated record.